This is a messenger RNA of Cygnus atratus (black swan), 897 nucleotides long. RefSeq names its product leucine rich repeat containing 30 (gene LRRC30). The transcript has a single exon. The record is from RefSeq and is a predicted model, not a curated record. NCBI's taxonomy places the organism in Eukaryota, Metazoa, Chordata, Aves, Anseriformes, Anatidae. Bases 1 to 897 code for a protein of 298 amino acids. Gene Ontology annotation, molecular function: protein binding.
AUGGGAACCGAGCACUCAAAAAACGAGGGGCGAAGAAGCAUUUUUUUUCUGAGGAAAGGUCCGAAGUUGCCUGCAUGGGAAGAUGCUCUUCUCUCAGGGAAAGACCCCAAGUCGUUGCUGAAACGGGGAUUGCGUUAUGUCAGCUUGAGCCUUAUAAUGAAAGGGAUGACCAGUGCCCCUGACUUCUUGUGGGGACUGCCCGAGGUGCAGAAACUGAACCUCUCACGCAACCAGCUGGUGGCAAUUCCUCCUUCACUGGGAAAACUGGACCGGCUCAUAGUGCUGAACUUGAGUGGCAACUGCCUCAAAUGUCUGCCGAAGGAGAUCGGGCUGCUGAGGAACCUGAAGGUCUUGUUUGUUAAUAUGAACUGCCUGACAGAAGUGCCAGCAGAGCUCAGCUUGUGCAGAAAGCUGGAAGUUUUGAGCCUCUCUCACAACUGCAUCUCACAACUGCCUUCAAGCUUCACUGACCUGACAAGUUUAAAGAAACUGAACAUCAGUAACAAUCGCUUUGUGCAGAUUCCACUCUGCAUUUUUGCACUGAGGAGCUUAGACUUCUUGCACCUGGGGUCCAACAGGCUUGAAAGCAUUGCAGAGAGCAUUCAGUAUCUAGUCAAUUUGCAAAUCCUUAUAGUAGAGAAUAAUAACAUACGCACUCUGCCGCGGUCUCUCUGCUUCAUCAUGGCUCUGGAGCUACUAAAUGUAGAUUACAACUCCAUACAGACUCUUCCGUAUGACCUCUACCUGCUGCGCAGGCUGCCCCGCAUUGCGUGGAACCCAAUGGACAAAGGCCUCCACGUCUCUCACAACCCUCUGUCCCGACCCCUGCCUGAGCUCGUGGAGGGGGGACUGGAUGUCCUCUUCAACUACCUCAGGGAGAAAAAGGAGCACCACUGA